Messenger RNA from Ceratotherium simum simum (southern white rhinoceros), 1965 nucleotides. NCBI's taxonomy places the organism in Eukaryota, Metazoa, Chordata, Mammalia, Perissodactyla, Rhinocerotidae. The record is from RefSeq and is a predicted model, not a curated record.
GUUUGAACUUACAGUGCUCAAGUCCUGGCAACAUAUAGGCAGGGGAAAUGUCUCUUCCAAGAUUGUGUUUGAGAGAAUUAAUCAAUGAAGACAUCCAGAUCUGGAAUUCUUUAUGUCGACCAGAAGUAAACAUCAGAACAUAUGAUAAUGUCACACCAAUCAGUGAAUCAAGGAGGACAUUAUGGAAUCAAGAAUACUUCACUAUGACAUUUCCCAAACCACCCCAGCCAGGUAGAAAAAAGAUAUCAAGACCUUCAGAAUUACAAAUCACAGUUCCUAGACAUGACAAAAGAAAAUUAGAGGAAGUUCAGAAGCCAGCUCAUAUAUGGAUAAGGCAUUCUUUAAGAAAAAUUUUCCAAAGGCCAUCUAUUUACUUAACUGCAAGGAGACGGGUUCCAUUCAGACAUCCUUAUACUCCUCAAACCCAUUCUGAAAAGGCGGAAUAUAGAGAGUCCAAAGAUAUCAAAAAAGGAACAACUUUGAAGAAAGAUUCCAUGGAAAAUACAGGCCCACAUGAAACAACUUUAGAAUCCAAAAAAACAGUAAAUGAAGAGAAAUCUAAAAGAGGAAAUAAAGUAGGUAAAACUCCAUCAAAAUCAUUGCAUGAAAGUGAACUAUAUAAGAAGUCAAAGUCCAAGUCAGAAAUAAACCCAUACUCCAUAGAUUCUAAAAUGGUCUCAAUGAUAGAUCCAAAAAAAGAUAAGAGAGAUUCAAAGAAUUCCAAGGAGACAGAUAUUGAAUCCAUAUGUACAAAGAAGGAUUCUAAGAGCUCAAAGAACAAUUCUGAUGCCAAAUCAGAGACUUGCUCUAAAGAUAGUUCAAAUAUAGAUUUAAUGAUGUAUUUAGAGGAGUCUGGCGCUGAAUCCAUGGAACUUGAUAUGUGGUUAAAGAAUUACUCACAGAAUAAUUCGAAGAAGCCUUCAAAGGACUCAAAGAAGGAUGCAAAGAAGAGCUCUGAUGCUGAAUCUGUAGAUUCAAAAGAUGCAAAGAAAGAUAAGAAAAUGACAAAGAAAGACACCAAGAAGAAGGAUGCAAAGAAGGACACAGAGUCUACUGAUGCAGAAUCUGUAGACUCAAAGGAUGCAAAAAAAGAUCCAAAGAAUGCUAAGAAAGAUUCAAAGAAAAAGGAUGCAAAGAAGGAUGCAGUGUCUACUGAUGCCGAAUCUGAGUCUGAAUUGGAGUCAAAGAAGGAUAAGAAAGAUGAAAAGAAGGAUAAGAAAGGUUCAAAGAAGGAUGACAAGAAAAAGGAGGCAAAGAAGGACACAGCAUCUACUGAUGCUGAUUCUGAAUCUGAAGGGAAUGCAAAAAAGGGUAAAAAAGAUGAAAAGAAGGGUAAGAAAGAUGACAAAAAGCAGUCUGCAAUGAAGUCUGAAGAGUCUACUGAAACUGAAUCUGAUUGGGAGUCAAAGAAGGAUAAGAGUGAUUCAAAGGCUAAGAAAGAUUCAAAGAAAGAUGCCAAAAAGCAAGAUGCAAAGAAGGACAUGGAGUCUACCGAUGCUGAAUUUGAUGCGUCUUCCAAGAAAGACCCAAAGAAAUCCAAAAAGUUAAAAAGUUCAGAUGCAGAAUCUGAAGAGUCACUUUAUAAACCUGGGGCUAAAAAGAGAGGAGCUGAUGAAUCAGAUGCCACAUCUACAGAUUCAAAGAAGGAAGCGCUGGAACUAAAGAGAGAAUUCAAAAUAUCAUCCAAAAAGACUACAUUUAAAGAAAAAGGAAAAAAAAGUGCAAGUGGAAUUCCUCCAUCAAGAGAAAGACCACCACUACCACCUUGUGAGCCUUUACUACCAUCACCGAAGGUCAAACGUCUCUGUCAGUGCAAGAUGCCUCCUCCACCUCCAAAACCAAGAUAUGCUCCUUUGCCUGAAGCAAAGUGGAUUCAUAAGCUGCUUUAAAGAACAACUGAACACUUGGUUUCACAGAAUGGCCUUACCACAGUAAACUCUAGCUACUCUCAAAUGAGCAUUUCUA